This is a messenger RNA of Cylindrotheca closterium, 7056 nucleotides long. NCBI's taxonomy places the organism in Eukaryota, Bacillariophyta, Bacillariophyceae, Bacillariales, Bacillariaceae. The record is from the annotation of a GenBank genome assembly.
AUGGCAGAAGUGGGAACUCCACUCAGUCCAGCACAACCGCUGAAGAAGCGAUUGUCUCGGUUAAGCAUUAAUGAUAAUUCCCAUCGUCGGUUUCCAACUGUCCAAUCGUUUGUGGAACAACUCGGAGGAAACAAAGGCAUUGUAAUUGAACGAGUCUUGAUUGCCAACAACGGUGUAGCUGCUGUCAAAGCUAUUCGUUCUAUCAGAAAAUGGGCAUACGAGGUGUUUGGAGAUGAAAGAGCUAUCAAGUUUAUUGUCAUGGCAACUCCAGAAGAUUUGCGAGCGAAUGCCGAAUAUAUUCGAAUGGGAGAUGUGAUUAUCGAUGUUCCGGGGGGUUCGAAUAAUCACAACUAUGCAAAUGUCACGCUGAUUGUGGAAUUGGCACGCCUUCAUGGCGUGAAUGCUGUUUGGGCUGGAUGGGGACAUGCUAGUGAGAAUCCAAUCCUACCAGACACACUGGCCAAGAGUAACCCUCCCAUCAAGUUUAUUGGUCCUGCUGGACCUCCAAUGCGCGCUCUGGGAGAUAAGAUUGGGAGUACGAUCAUUGCGCAAUCAGCUGGAGUGUCAUGCAUCGAUUGGAAUGGAUCAGACGUUAAUGCAAGUUAUGACAAAGAAACCGGAACUCUUCCUGAGAAGGCUUACGAAGAUGCUUCUAUUGCUUCAGCUUCUGCUGCUACUGAAGCCGCUCAGAAAAUUGGACUUCCAGUAAUGAUCAAGGCGUCGGAAGGAGGAGGUGGAAAAGGUAUUCGACUUGUGGAAAAGAUCGAAGACGUCCCAAAUGCUUACAGACAAGUAUGUGGUGAAGUCCCAGGAAGUCCAAUAUUCAUCAUGAGGCUCUCCACCAAAUCGCGGCACUUGGAAGUCCAAUUGCUGGCUGAUGAAUAUGGAAAUGCUGUUGCCUUGAACGGCCGAGAUUGUUCCGUCCAACGUCGCCACCAAAAAAUUAUUGAGGAGGGGCCUCCUGUCGCCGCCAACCCAGAAGUCUGGGCUGAAAUGGAAAAGGCUGCUGUCGCUCUAGCAAAGGCUGUCGGGUAUGCCAACGCUGGAACAGUUGAAUACCUUUACUCCGAACCAGAUUCCAAAUUCUACUUCUUGGAAUUGAACCCUCGUCUUCAGGUGGAGCACCCUGUCACGGAAAUGAUCACUCGUGUGAACUUGCCGGCAGCCCAACUCCAAGUUGCCAUGGGUAUUCCAUUGGACAAUAUCCCUGAAAUCAGAGAAGUCUAUGGCCGAACCCGCUUUGAAGAUGACCCAAACGCCGAGAGCUCAAGAAUUGAUUUUGAUAGUGCCCAGCGUGUCCAGCCACAUGCCCAUUGUAUUGCGGUUCGUAUUACUGCUGAAAAUGCUGAAGCAGGAUUCAAGCCAACCAGUGGUGGUAUCCAAGAAUUGAACUUCAGAUCUACACCAAACGUUUGGGGUUACUUCAGUAUGGACAGUUCCGGAUCCAUCCACGAAUUUGCAGACUCACAGUUUGGCCAUCUUUUUGCGAGUGGCACUGACAGAGAACAAGCCCGUCGAAACAUGGUUUUGGCGUUGAAGGAACUUUCCAUUCGUGGUGACAUCAGCACUACUGUUGGAUACAUCUCGAGGUUGAUCGAACUAGAUGAUUUCAUUAACAAUCAAAUCGAUACAGCUUGGCUUGACGGUAUCAUCAAGGAAAACGUCGAAGGAAUUGGAGCUGUCGAAGGUGGGAUGAAGCGUGCAAGUUCCAUGGUCAAUUUGGACGACUCCUUAAGCCAUCUUCAUGUUGCCAUGGGAGCAACCAUUGUAGCAUACGACAGCUGUAUGGAGGGAGAGCACCAAUUCACGGAGCUACUACAGAAAGGCCAACUUCCUCCACGAAAUCUGUUGAAGAUGGAGCAUCACGUGGAACUGAUUCUCAAUGGCGUCAAGUACAAGCUGUUCUGCACCCGAAAGGGACAAUGCAGUUUCCGCAUCGGGUUGGAUGGAAAUGUAGAUGCCUUUGUGAUGACCAAUGUACGCAAAUUGAGCGAUGGCGGUUACUUGAUCGAGAUUGGAGGAACCAGUCAUGUCGCUUACUUGACAAACAAAGGAGAUGUUGCCACCGGAAUGAGACUCAACGUUGGCGGUUCCAACGUUGCAUUUUCUCCUGAUUACGAUCCAACUUCACUGAGAACAGACGUCGCAGGAAAAUUGGUUAAGAAGCUUGUUGCAGAUGGUACCCACGUUAAGAAGGGCGAAGCAUAUGCCGAAAUCGAAGUGAUGAAAAUGUUCAUGCCUUUGAAGGUGGAAGAGGCUGGAAUUGUUCACUGGCAGGGCAACGAGGGUGCAUCGUUGGCAGCAGGUGAUCUGCUCGCGACACUGGAACUUGACAAUCCAGAAAACGUGGCUUCUGUUACAGUAUUUGAUGGCUUGUUGCGAGUUGAAGGAUGGGGUAACUCGAGUCGUCCAGCGAAUGCAAUUAGACCGCAUCUUGUCAUGCGAGCCGCAGUUGAUGUCCUUGAAGGAGCGAUAUCCGGAUACGUCCUUGACAAAAAUGAAGUUGAUCUCACGAUGGAGGACCUGGCAACUGCUGUAACUCAUUCAUCACUUCCCAUGUUUGAAGUCGACGAGCAACUAUCUGUAUUGAGUGGUCGAAUCCCCGCCAAGUUGUUUGACAGUAUCACCAAGAUCAUUGCUGAUUUCAGAAAUCUGGUUCAGGAGGGCAGUGGAGUCCAGCUUCGAUUUCCAGCAGAAGAAGUGAUCUCGUUAAUCAAUUCUCAAGCAAACUCUUUGUCUGAAGCAGCUGAGAAAUCAACGUUUGUCGCGUUGACCACUCCCCUGAAGGAUACUGUGCUUCCUUACACCAAGAGCAAGGCCACUGGCGUUCCAGGUGCUGAGAAAGCACUGUUGUUCUUUAUUGACAUCCUUCGACGCUGGAUUUCGAUAGAGCGUUGGUUCUAUGAAGGCCCAUCAUACGCUGACUCCGUCACCAAUAUCAGAAAGAUUCACAAAGACGAUGCCUCUACCAUUCUGAGUAUUUGUCGUGCACACGAGCAGCUGAAAACAACUUCGUACAUUAUCAAUCGAGUGAUCUCGAUCAUUAAUGAUGGAUCAAGAGUGGAUUUGACAACUACAAAUGCAGCACCAAUUGGAAAGCGUGUCUCGAUUGUCGCUGGAGCGGAGAGUCUACCUGAUGCUCUUCCUGCUAUUUCUGAGGUUGGAAUGAUGGGCCAGAACAAGUUGUACGCCGAAGUUGCUCUCCGGGCUCGUAAAAUUUUGAUGCAAGAGAGUAUGCCAAGUUUGGAACAACGAAAGCAGAAGGUGCUUGAGGCAGCCAAGACACUUACUGUCUCUGAUGCGACCAAGGCAGAGGAACUCCUUGCUGAUCAGACACCAAUGUUAGAUGUUUUCUUUCCCAUUCUGAAGACAGUCCUAGCUUCAAAGGAAGAAAUUGGCUUGCUCGAACUCUACGCACGCCGUUUGUAUCGAACAUACACCUUGAAGGAAACUGAGAAGAAAUUCGACCAACGAAUCGUGAAGUUUGCAUUCACCAACAAAGCUCCUGAGAAAGUUUUGCACAAGCUGACUUCUGUCAGCAGUAUGACUGAAUUGAGCAGUAUGGUCAGUUCGUCCUCACUCAGCAAGCUAAGUGACUCUGCUGAAAGUGACUCUGAGAACAGGGUUAUCACAGCCGAGAACUUUGAGAAAGUUCCAUCGAGCGUACAGAGAACGGGAGUCAUCAAGAUUUUUGACAGCAUUGAUGAUUUGUCGAAUGCAUCGAACAUCACAGCAGUAUUGAACGAAUUCCCUACGAUGCCGAUAUCUCCCACUGCUGGUCCGAUGAAUGUUCUAUAUCUAAUUCUACCUAACACAGCUUCUUCUGGAGAUGAAAAGUCCAACGAUGCGCUCGCAGAGCGUUGUCAUUCACUAUUGUCUCACCACAAGGGUCUCUAUCAAAAUGCUCAAGUUCGACGUGUGACAGUCAUCUUCGAGCGGUUGAACGAAGACGGAGAAGCAGAUACAUCACCUGGGGCAUUCACAUACCGUUUUCCAGAGUACAAGGAAGAAACUACUAUCAGAGAUAUCAAUCCAAGUCAUGCAAUCAACCUGGAAAUGCACCGACUUGCAGAAAACUUCCGUGUCAAGACCCUUGGAGCGACACAUACUACAACAUCUCACAUCCACUUGUAUGAAGCUGCUCCAAAGCAAUCUGCCCUCGUGAAAGACAAGAAAGCCAACAAGGCGUCCAGAAUGUUCGUUCGGGCACUGAGCUUCAAUCUUGAUUUCUCGUCAUCGAGUUUUGAACGAAUUCUGGUUGAUGCUCUCAAUGCUCUGGACUUGAAAUCCGAGAACCUCAAGGCUGACAAUCACUUGUUCGUAAAUCUUGUCAGCGACUUCGAGAAGGUUGUACUUGACCCUGUGGUGGUGGAACAAGUUGUCGUCGACAUUUUGAAACGUCAUGGUGACAGAGUGUCAGCACUUGGCAUUGUCGAAGUGGAGACAAAGAUUCUUUGCUCAUUGAGUCCCGAUUCUCCUCCAAUUUCUUUGCGAUUGGUGGCCAGCAACCCGACUGGAUACGUCCAUGUCAUGAACACUUACGUCGAAGCAGCUGACGAAUCAAGCAGCGACCGAGUCUUCAAGCUCAUUGGAGGCACCAAGGCGAGCUUGGCGUGUGCCGGUGACAGUUCGUGGGAAGGGUUAAAUGUGAACACUCCCUAUCCACUCACUCGUCCUUUUGACAACCAGAGAAAGGCUGCUCUUCGUUCAUCAGACACCUUAUACUGCUACGAUCUUCCAGCGUUGUUCGAAGCAGCCGUUGAACAGGAGUGGGUUGAUGCCUCGAAGAGAGGAGGUGUUGAAGGUAGCAUCCGAAGCUCUGCUCGACCUUUGAUGGUGAUGUACACUACAGAACUCGUUGUGAAGAAAACUACUUCAAUGGAUCAAGAUACUUGGACUAUGGAUGACUACCUCAGCGGUGACCUCGAGUUGGUAGAAGUGAGCCGACAGGCAGGUGCCAAUAAUGUCGGAAUGGUUGCUUGGUUGAUGGUGUUGAAAACAGUUGAAUACCCCAAUGGUCGACAAGUUGUAUUGAUUGCGAAUGACAUUACCCACAAGGCAGGAAGUUUCGGUACUCGCGAGGAUGUUGUGUUCAAACUUGCAUCCGAAUAUGCUCGUGAGAAACGUAUUCCCCGUUUGUACGUGGCAGCAAACUCAGGUGCUCGGAUCGGAGUAGCAGAAUCAGUGCGCCAAAAGUUCAAGGUUGCUUUCAAGGAAAAUGCGAAGCCAGAAAAUGGAUUCGAUUUCCUUUAUGUAACGAAAGAUGAUUACGCAGCUCUCACUUCUGAAAAGAAGAAUAUACUCGUGGAACCGGCAACCUUUAAUGGUGAAGACGUGUUCCGCGUGACGGAUAUCAUCGGGUCCGAGCCAGAUCUGGGAGUAGAAAAUCUGAAAGGCUCGGGUCUCAUCGCCGGAGAGACAAGUGCCGCAUACAAGGACAUUUUCACGCUCACUAUCGUUCUUGGCCGAACUGUUGGAAUUGGUGCAUACCUUGUUCGACUUGGUCAACGUACGAUUCAGAAGACCUCUGCAUCGCCUAUCAUCUUGACUGGGUACCAAGCUCUGAACAAACUGAUGGGCGUCGACGUGUACUCGACUAAUGAUCAACUUGGAGGUCCAGGUAUCAUGUACUCGAACGGUGUCUCCCACUUGGCAGAGCCCGACCACUUGCGCGCUGUGAAGUCCGCCAUCGAUUGGUUGUCGUAUGUGCCUCACCGCAGGGGAGGACUCCUACCCGUGACAGACAUUCGAGGAGUGGAUGAAAUCGAACGACAGAUUGACUUUGUGCCAGUCCCAGGAACUCCUUAUGAUCCCAGAAUGCUUCUCGCAGGUGGAGAAGACGACACUGGAGUAUGGAAAAGUGGUUUUUUUGACAGAGGAAGUUUCACCGAAGCCCUCGCUGGAUGGGCGAAGACGGUGGUCAUUGGACGCGCCAGGCUCGGGGGAAUUCCAAUGGGUGUUGUCAUCACUGAAAACCGCACUGCGGAGAACAUCAAGCCAGCUGAUCCUGCUGAUGUGAAAGCGUCCGAAGCUGUCAUCCAAGAAGCUGGGUGCGUGUGGUUCCCCAACAGUGCCUACAAGACUGCCCAAGCAAUCAAUGACUUCCGAACGGAGGAUUUGCCUUUGAUUGUAUUCGCCAACUGGCGUGGAUUCAGUGGAGGACAGCGAGAUAUGUUUGAUGAGGUCUUGAAGUAUGGUUCGUUGAUUGUUGAUGCAUUUGUUGCCUAUGAGCAACCUGUCUUCGUCUUCAUUCCUCCGUUCGCCGAGAUCAGAGGUGGGGCCUGGGUGGUUCUUGAUGCGUCUAUCAAUGCUUCCGUGAUGGAAAUGUAUGCUUCUUCUGGCAGUGCCCGUGGUGGUGUGCUCGAAGCAAACGGAGCUGCGAGCGUCAAGUAUCGCACAAAGGAUCUCAUCAAGACAAUGCAUCGACUUGACGAAGAGUUGAUUGCCUUGGACGCAAAGCUGGCACAAGGAUCGACUGAUGCCGAACACCAAGGAACUCAAGCAGAGAUUUCAAGCAGGGAACGUGCCUUGCUGCCUGUUUAUGAGCAAAUAUCGGUGCAAUUCUGUGAACUCCAUGACACUCCUGGAAGAAUGGAGGCAGUUGGAGUCAUUCGCCAACAGGUUGAUUGGGAAACUUCUCGAGGUUUCUUCUACUGGAGACUGCGAAGAAAGCUCGCUGAAUUUGAUUUGCGCAAGAAAAUUAUCGAAGCAGCAGAAGUUGGGAGAGGCGUGAAGACACCAACUCCUCUUGAAGCUUCUGAUUUGAUCAAACGGUGGUUUUUGGCAACACCGGGUAUGACCGAGGCCAAAUGGGAAGAUGACAAGGCAAUGCUCACAUGGAUGGGUGAAAACUACCAACUCCUUGAACAGAAAGUUAUCAGCUACACCAAAGAGUGCGUGGUGCAAGAAGUUGUCCAAGUGAUGACGCAAGGAGGCAACACAGCCAAGAUUGGAACGAUGGGCAUUGUUGAAGGAAUUGGACGAGCCAUGGCCACCAUGACCGAAGAAGAGAAGGCUGAAUUCAAAGCAAUGAUGCAAAAAACAUUGCAACUGUAG